UUCUUAUCAUGCGCACCCUCUUAACUCCCCAAACUUUUCCCUUCCAAACAAAUCAUGACAUAAUACUCUCAGGUUGUCACAGCUUUCACUUCUCAUGCCAUAAGCGUUAUUUUUCAGAGUUGAAUCAGCUACUUCUUUGUUUCCUGCUGAAGAUUUCGCCUGGACAUCAUCAUAUGAGGAAUGGAGUUUGUGGGCAAGACUUUGAAGAAACGAUUUCGAGGGUUUGGGACUUACUGUGGCGUUGUGGAAUCAUAUGACUCUUCUUCUGGGCUCUUCAGGAUUAUUUAUGAAGAUGGUGAUUCUGAGGAGAUGGAGCUUGGCGAGGUUGACUCAAUUUUGAAGGGAAUCGAUAUGGGUGAAGCUGAUGAGCCCGUAGAGAAGAAAAGGCGUGGGCGGAAGCCGAAGAAACGGCGUCGGAGAGAGGACGGAGAUGCUAUUCCUGAUGGUUCAGGUAAUUCUGCUGAUAGUUCAGUGAAUGAUUGUUGUUCUGGGGAGGGUUCUGAAGACAAUAUUAUUAAAGAUGAUAUGGGUUGUGGGGGGUUUUCAGGGAAGUUAGAGAAGGAAUGUGGGUUGGAUGGGAAUUUGAGGGAGAGUGCUUCUGCCAACGGGGUUUUAAGUGAAAGUGUUUGUUCUGAUGGGUUGAAUCCAAAUGUUUCAUCUAAUGAAAAUUUGAAGAAAAAUGUUUGUUCUGAUGAGAACUUGAAGGGAAAUGAUCCUAUUGAAUCUGCAGACGGAAUCCAGAAGGUAAGAUUUGCUUUUGAUUUGAAUAGUGGCUCUCAUGAAGAAACUGAGAUGGAUUUUGAUAGUAGCACUCAUGAAGAAACUAAAAUGGAGAAUAAUAUUUCUGGAGGAAAUAUGAAGAAUAUUACUUUUGGGACAACUGAAGAAACCCAGAUGAGGAAUUUUGAUGCUGAUGGGAAUCCAAAAGAAAUAACUUCAUUCGGAGCUGCUGAAGAAACCCAAAUGGAAGGUGGUAUUUCAAAUGGAAGUUCGAAGGAUGAAAUUUGUGGAGCUAUCAAAGAAACCCAAAUGAAGUAUGGUACUGGUUUUGGGGACCAAGUGAUGGGCAAUUCUUGUUUAGGGAUGGAUGAUAGUGUUCAGAAGGAAGAUGCUGGUUUUGGUGGGGAUUUGGAGAGGGAUGCUUUACCUAAAGGUUUAGAAUCCACCAUAGUGAAAGAGAAUACUUUUUCAAUGUUUCAAUUGGAGGACAGUUCUCAUACAGAUUUUGCAAAGAAGGGGAUUGGAAAUGAUUUGGGUUGUCCAAAUAAGGAAGAACGUAGGAAUAAAAGAAGGCGGCUUUCUGAAAAUUUUAAGUCUACUACCGAGACUGUGUUGAGACGGAGUACCCGCAGAGGAACAGCUGUUUUCUCUUCUACGAAUCAUGUCUUAAGCAUGGAGGUAUCCCAUGAAACUAAUGUCCCUGCGGUUAAUGGUGCAUUGGAUGGGAAACCUGUUGGUCCUGGUUGUGAUGGACUUGAAGAGUCAAGCUGUAUUCUGCCUAAGCUGGCACUGCCACCUUCGUCAAAAAACUUGAAUUUAGAUGAGAUUCCUAUCCUAGAUCUUUUCUCUGUUUACUCCUGUUUGAGGUCAUUCAGUGCCUUAUUAUUUCUGAGUCCCUUUGACUUGGAAGCUUUUGUAGCAGCAAUAAAAUGCAAAUUUGCGAAUUCUCUAAUUGAUUCCAUUCACCUUUCUAUCUUGCGCACUCUGAAACUGCAUUUGGAGUUUCUUUCUAGUGAGGGCUCUGAAUCUGCUUCUGCUUGCCUGAGGGAUCUUAACUGGGGUUUACUGGACCUAAUUACAUGGCCUGUUUUUCUGGUUGAGUACCUACUGAUUUUUGGUUCAGGAUUAAAACCUGAUUUUGAUCUUUGUCAAUUGAAGCUCUUAGAUGGUGACUACUAUAAACAGCCUGCAGCUGUAAAGAUUGAGAUACUUAGGUGUUUAUGUGAUAAUGUCAUAGAGGCAGAGACCUUUAGGUUGGAGCUUAAUAGAAGAACUCUGUCAUCUCAGCUUGAUAUAGAUAUUGACAGGAUUGUAAGUUUUGAGGUUUACAAGAAAAGGAAGGACCCAAUGGAUAGUUUAGGUGGUUCUUGCUUGACUCAGGAGAUGGUUGAUGACACCAAUGACUGGAAUAGUGAUGAAUGCUGUCUUUGUAAGAUGGAUGGAAGCUUAAUAUGCUGUGAUGGUUGCCCUGCUGCUUAUCAUUCAAGAUGUGUAGGAAUUGCAAAGGAUCUUCUGCCAGAGGGUGAGUGGUACUGCCCUGAGUGUGUGGUAGGCAAACGCGAUCUCCAGAGAAAGUCACCAAGAUCUCUCCGUGGAGCAGAACUUCUGGGAGUUGAUUCUUAUGGACGGGUGUAUUUUGGCAGCUGUGGCUACCUGCUGGUGUCUGAUUCAUGUGACAUGGACUGUUCAUACUAUUAUUACCACAGGAAUGAUUUGGAGGCCGUUAUUGAAGUCCUCAAGUCGUCAGAAAAUCUUUAUAGUGAAAUAAUAAGAGCAAUCUCCAUGCAUUGGGACAUAUCUGUCGUUCUAAGUGGAGUUCAAGGUCACUCAGACUUGCAAACUCUUGCUGUAUGUACAGAUGUGGUUAUGGAGGAGGCUCAAGUCUCUGCCCUCCAUUUUUCCUCAACUAUGCCUGUUUCAGAGAUCAAAGAAGUUAAGAAAGAGGCUAUUGAUGAAUGGAAGACAAAUGGAAAUGGCAUUACUACUCAAGGCUUUGGUCAGCACAUUUUGGAGUCUGUUAGCCGGAUUGAUUCAGUGACCAUGAACCAGUUUACAGAGAUGGCAAAUCCAUUUGCAAGCUCAGAGGACUCUGCAGAUAUUUCAGAAGCUGCUGCAGGCAUUCAGGUGUCUCAUAAUGCUAAAUUAGAUUGCUCUGAUAAAUCUGUUUCAACUACAGUUGGAUCUGAAAUCCCUGAAAAUCUCCACUUUGAUAUUGGAACACAUGCAUUGCAACAUGUUGGCCAUAAUAAACAAGAGACCAAUUUGGAAUCUACAGUUCCUGGAUGUACGUCAUACCUAAUUAAUCCAAGAGAAGGGAUGGUAGCUCAAAUGUGGUUUGAACCUGGUUGUUAUGUUAACUAUUACAGUUUUGCUCAGAUAUCAGCAUCUGUUGCUGAAGAGCUAAUGCAUAAGCCAGCAGACAACAUAAAUGAUGACCCUAAAAGAUUUGCUGAGGAAAUGAUAUCUGCACAGUUAAAGAUCAUUUCUAAAAAGGCUUCAAAAUUUUGUUGGUCAAAUAUUGAGCGAUUAUAUAUAAAUGAACAGAAAGAAAAUUGUGGGUGGUGCUUCUCUUGCAAAAAUUCCUCUGAAAGUGGGAACUGCUUAUUUAACAUGAAUGCUCCUGAAAGUCAUAAAAGUGAGGCAGUUGCUCUUUGUUCUAAGAGAAGUAGGAAAAGCCAUCUAACUGAUGUCAUAUGUCAAAUUCUCUCCAUUGAAGAACGCUUGCGUGGACUUCUAUCAGGUCCAUGGCAGAAUCCGCAUCAUAUUAAGCUGUGGCGUAAAAGUGUUCUUAAAGCAUGCAAUGUUGCAUCACUGAAACAUCUGUUGCUCACUUUGGAGUCAAAUUUGCGGCAGAUAGCACUUUCAGCAGAGUGGUGGAAACUGGUGGAUUCUGUUGCUACAAUGGGAUCAGCUUCACAUGUCUUGGCAACUUCAGUUAAUUUGUCCCUGAAGCAAGGGAUCAGCAGAAAACGAGCCAGACUUCUAGAUGGUAAUUCCAACUCUUAUUCCAUUGCUGCUGCCAAAUCAGAUUUCUGGUGGAGGGGUGGAAAGCUUUCACGCCAAGCUUUCAGAUGGAAGGUCUUGCCUCACUCCUUGGCUUCCAAGGGAGGUCGACAAGCUGGCUGUAAGAAGAUAGCGGGAAUACAUUAUGCUGAUGGUUCAGAGUUAGCUAAGCGAAGUAGAUAUAUUGCUUGGCGGGCUGCUCUUGAGAUGUCGACAAGUGUCCCACAGCUUGCUUUGCUGGUUAGAGAGCUUGACUUGUAUAUUAAAUGGGAUGAGCUUGAGAACAAUCAAAUUCUUUCUCAGUUGUCCAAGGAAUAUAUAAAAUUAAUGAGGUCAUUCAAGAAGGUGACUAUACGCAGGAAGUGCAUGGAAGGAUCACAGGUGAAAUAUCUUCUGGAUUUUGGCAAGAGGAAAACUAUUCCUGAAACUGUUGUCAGGCAUGGAACCAUGCUUGAAAUAUCCUCUAGUGAAAGGAAGAAAUAUUGGCUAGAUGAGUCUCAUGUUCCUUUGAAUCUCUUGAGGGCUUUUGAAGAAAGAAAACUAGUUCGAAUGGCCAAUAAGAAGAGUCCAGAAAAAUUCUCUGAUGAGGGUGGCAGAGUAACGAAACCCUCCAAAAAGAGGGGACUUUCAUACCUUCUAUCGAAAGGUGAAAUUCCUGAGAACUACUUGUGUGGGCACUGUAACAAAGACCUACCAGUCAGGGAAGCUGUAAAUUGCCAAUGCUGCAAAGGAUAUUUCCAUAAAAGGCAUGUCAGGAAGUCUGAUGAGUCCACCGAUUGUAUGUAUACGUGCCACAAGUGUCAGGAUGGGAAAGUGAAACAUACUAAGAUUAAAAUGGAGAAGGGGAAAAAGCGACCACGAAAGAGUAAAAAGGCCCCAAAAGAUGGACUGCUGGUACAGUCACAAGACAGUAAGAACGCCACCACAGAGGGGCGGUUGCUGCGACCACGAAUCUGUAAGAAAGUUACCACAGAUGCAAGGCCAGUACGAUCUCAAAACAGUAGAAAAGCCUUCAAUGGAUCUCCUGUAGAUUCACAUAAUAGUAAAAAGGCCUUGACAGACAGACGGUCAGUGCGGUCAGGAAAAAGCAAAAAAGUCUUGAGAGUUGGACGGCCAAAACGUGCAGUUAAGAAAGUGAAAUUUGCAUCAUUGCAAAAUAAAAGGCUCGUUGGACGCAAGAAAGGGAAACGUGUCCAAUCUCUAAAUGGGAUAUCCAAUAAAUCUGGGAAAGGAGUAUGUUGGCACAAGAGGAAGAGAACAAAGGUUUAUCAUACCUACUGGAUAAAUGGUCUUCGGUUAUCUCGUAAAGUGAAUGAUGAACGUGCAACUCCUUUUAAAGAAAGAAAACUUAUUCUUCCAUCCCAAAUCUCAAGUAUUGGCAAUAUGCAAUACAAAUGCUGUCUUUGUAGUGAAGGAGGAUAUACAUCCACAAUAGUCUAUAUUGGUUGUGAAAGCUGUGAAGAUUGGUUUCAUGGAGAUGCCUUUGGGCUUACUGGUGAAAAACUUGGCAGUAUUCUUGGAUUCAGGUGCCACAGAUGCCGUCAUAGGAAUCCACCUUUGUGCCCGCAUUUGCAAGAAGCAAUGGUUCAAAUACAUGAGGGUAGAAAAGAUGCAGAGAUGCAACAUGAAAAGUCUCCGGGUUUGUUACAUAUGCAAGUAUCUAUUCAUGAGCGGAAAACAGAUGCAAUUGCAAAUUCUGAUCAGAUUAUUGUGAUGGAUUGUUCGAGGGAAUCAAAAGAAGGGGAUGCAUUUGACAAAAAUGACCAGAAAGAAGAUGGAAUUCCAGAUUCUAAUGAUAUGGAGCAGAAAGCAGAUGCAGACCCAGAUUCUAAUGAGACUCUUGUUUUGGAGUGUAAAACUGAAUCAGAAAAGACAGAUAUCAUUUCUGAUGAAGUUCUUGUCAAAGAAGGGCACCCAUCUUGCGAAUUUGGCGAGAAUGUAAUAGAAAAAGAAGGGGAGUUGUUAGGAAAUAAUAAGAUGGAAGCAGUUUUUGUGGACAUGACAGCCACCACAGAGAUGAUGCUGGUGGCUGGAACACUAGGUCACUCCAUUGAGUUGCAAGAGCAGAAAGCAGAUGUUGUUACAGAUUCUAAUCGAACUCUGUUAUGGGAGUGUGAAGUUCAAACAGAAAAGCAAUGUAUUGUUUCUGAUGAAUUGCUUGUUAGAGAAGGUUAUCCAUCUUGCAAAUCUGAUGAGAUUGUAAUAGAAACAGUAGGGGCAUCUUCAGGAAAAAAUGAGAUGGAAGAUGUUUCAACAGAGAUGGUAGACAGCCAAGAAAAAAUACUGGUUGCUGGAACACCUGGUGACUAUAGUGAAUUGGACAAUGCAACAGCUCUGUCAUCCAUUGAACCAUUAGAUACCAGGGAAAACAAAGUGUAGAUUGAUUUUUUAUUCUUAGUUAUUCACAAUUUAUCCUGAUGUUGUUGUGUCAGCUGCCAUACCCUUGAACCAAUGUGUAUAUCUAAAGUUGUUGACAAUUCAAGGAAGCAGAAACAGAGCUUUCUAAUUCUGAUUCAUUUGAAAAUUACAAAAAUUGGAGAGUUUGACAAUUAAAAAUCAUUCUUCUUUUAGGUGAUGGAUUUAUAGAAAGGAGGCCCUUCUUAUAUUUUUUUGGUCAGCAUGUAAGUUAAGGUGUUGGUGCAAAAUGGCUUUCCAUUUGCUGCUUAGUGCACCUGUCCUUGUUUGGUGCACUGGUCACAUGAUAUUUUGUUGUUGGGAGCCAGCUGGGAGGUGAUUUAGGCCUUUUCAUUGAUCUAUGUUUACUGACCUUACCGAUUAUGUUUCUCAGCCAUGCAGUGCUGUAAGAAUUUCUAAUAAAAAAGAGAGAAGUUUUUAUU
Messenger RNA from Telopea speciosissima, 6560 nucleotides. RefSeq names its product DDT domain-containing protein PTM-like. NCBI's taxonomy places the organism in Eukaryota, Viridiplantae, Streptophyta, Magnoliopsida, Proteales, Proteaceae. The record is from RefSeq and is a predicted model, not a curated record. The transcript has 9 exons. The coding region runs from base 181 to 6102 and encodes 1973 amino acids.